AUGAGUGGGAGCUUAGUUUCCGUCUGGGGCAAAAGCAAGAAGAGCUCCAACGAUAUAAUAUUAUCGAACAAGGUGGCCAACAGCGAGCCGGCGAGAAAGCUGCUGACACGUGCCAGGAAGUUGAGGCACGCGAGCGAUGAUGAAUUGGGCCUCAAUUCUUCUGAUGCUGGCCUGCUGCCCAUUUCUCCAGAUUCAACCCUCCUCUCCACCGGCGCCGCGCACUGGUCCAAAAAUCCCUGUCGUCAAUUGCUUGGGAAGAGCAGCAACGAGAAUGUCCGAGAAACAAAUGUGCACAGUAGGUGCCGCAGCAGGGGAUUAUUCUCUCCCGACCUAGAUGUGGACUCCUCACAGGAAAAUGAGUUUCAUUUGCAUAUCCCCACACGAAGUGCACCAGGCAGCGGUUUUUCCAGCCCUGUCCUCAGUCCACAGAGGUACAACAGCACUCUUGAUCUCUACAUCCCUUCUUUCCGAGUGCCGUCAAAGUUUUCCAACUCAGACAGAAAAUCCAAGUCGUACGGAAACUGUAAUGGUGUUUUCAUGCACUUGCAUGAAAAGUCCCUCCCGGAAUUUUUCGCUUUAAGAAAUGAGUGUAAUAAUAAUAAUAAUAGUGAUAAUAAUGCUAAUGUUCACCCAUUGCCACGCCCACCGUCAGCAGCUUGUAGACAGUCACUAACUGUUAGGCACAAUAUUGAAAAAUCGGAUGGUUCACCGGUUAUUAAGGGGCAAUGGCAGAGGGGACGACUAUUAGGGCGAGGCACCUACGGAAGUGUGUAUAUCGCGACUCAUCGUGAAACUGGGGCUAUGUGUGCGGUGAAAGAAGUCCAGAUGGUACCUGAUGAUCCUAAAUGUGCAGAAUGUGUGAAGCAGUUGGAGCAGGAAAUCAAAUUCCUCAGAGAUUUGAAGCAUCGGAACAUUGUACAGUACUAUGGGUGCGAAACUAUUGAGGAUCGUUUUUGCAUAUAUUUGGAGUAUGUGCAUCCAGGAGCGGUUAAUAAGUAUAUCCGUGAAAAUUGUGGGGCUAUGACAGAGAGUAUUGUGCGCAAUUUUACCCGUCACAUUCUCUCAGGAUUGGCGUACUUACAUAGCACAAAUACGAUACACAGGGAUAUCAAAGGGGCAAAUUUACUUGUUGAUGCAUAUGGUGUUGUCAAGAUAGCGGACUUUGGAUUAGCAAAGCAUCUUAAUGGACAUGAUAUUGAUCUCUCUUUGAAGGGUACCCCUCAUUGGCUGGCACCAGAGGUAUUGCAUGCUAUGAUGCGAAAAGACGCAAACCCUGAGCUAGCCUAUGGUGUUGACAUAUGGAGCGUUGGUUGUACGGUUAUUGAGAUGCUCACAGGAAAACCUCCUUGGAGUGAGCUUACUUGGGUGCAAGCAAUGUUUAGUGUAUUGAACAAAUCACCGCCCAUACCUGAAAAACUAUCAGCUGAAGGGAAGGAUUUUCUUCAACGGUGCUUUCAAAGACGACCUGAAGAUCGACCCUCGGCAGCUAAGCUGCUCGAUCAUCCUUUUGUACGCAGUUCACGUGACCAAAACCAUGCUGGUUUGGUGCUAGGAUUUUCUGGAAUUAGAUUACAUGUGAGUUUCGCAAUCUUAAUCAUAUGCAUGCCAUGCAGGAACUUGACACAGAUCGAAACUAGUCGACAAGAUAUCUUAUGCCCGGGUCCCAAUUCCCACAACUCAGCAGUUGAAGCCCUCCCUCGGGUUUCUUCAAACACUUUGAGCCCUUCAAAUGUGGAUAAGAAUUUGUUGUUAAGAGCUGUAAACAACACUACUAUUUCGUGCAAGGGAAAUCUCACCCUAUUGAUGCCGAAAAUGACGGAAAGGAAGAAGAAACAGAGCUCAAACGCACACUGA
Striga hermonthica is the source of this 1854-nucleotide messenger RNA. The record is from the annotation of a GenBank genome assembly. Lineage: Eukaryota; Viridiplantae; Streptophyta; Magnoliopsida; Lamiales; Orobanchaceae.